Molecule: messenger RNA, 944 nt
Organism: Brassica oleracea var. oleracea
Lineage: Eukaryota; Viridiplantae; Streptophyta; Magnoliopsida; Brassicales; Brassicaceae
Product: photosynthetic NDH subunit of lumenal location 5, chloroplastic
Exons: 7
Coding region: 43-816 (257 amino acids)
Biological process (GO): protein peptidyl-prolyl isomerization; protein folding
Molecular function (GO): peptidyl-prolyl cis-trans isomerase activity
Source: RefSeq, a predicted model, not a curated record
UCCUUACAAACUCAUCAGCACCUUACCAAGACUGAGCUCUCAAUGGCGGCCUUCUCGAUGACUCUGUCAAAUCCGAAGGCUUUCUCAGCUGCUCCACGAAGACUUUCUCCUAUCAACACCUCCGCUCCCUCUUCCACCACUUUCCGAUUGAACACCAAAUCUACCGUCGACUUCAUCAAGUUUCCGUCUUUAACCGCAUCAUCUCUCCUCCUCCAUACAUCUUCCACCAAGAGAAACCGCCGCAGCUGCUUAUCGGUUCAAUCCAGUGCUGAGCCUUUAGCGGAGCCACAAUCGAAGAUAACGCAUAAGGUGUAUUUCGAUAUAAGUGUUGGGAACCCAGUUGGGAAAUUAGCUGGGAGGAUUGUUAUUGGUUUGUUUGGUGAUGAUGUUCCCCAAACUGUUGAGAACUUCCGUGCUCUUUGCACAGGUGAGAAGGGGUUUGGCUACAAGGGCUCAACAUUCCACCGUGUCAUCCGAGAUUUCAUGAUUCAGGGUGGAGACUUUGACAAGGGCAAUGGAACUGGAGGUAAAAGUGUAUAUGGUCGGACAUUUAAGGAUGAGAAUUUCAAUUUAUCCCAUGUCGGACCCGGAGUUGUGAGUAUGGCAAAUGCUGGCCCUAAUACAAAUGGAAGUCAGUUCUUCAUCUGCACUGUUAAGACUUCAUGGUUGGACGGGAGGCAUGUGGUGUUCGGGCAAGUUAUAGAAGGAAUGGAUGUCGUGAGGCUGAUAGAGGAACAAGAGACAGACAGAGGAGACCGUCCCAGAAAGAAAGUGGUCAUUGCAGACUGUGGUCAACUUCCAAUGUCUGAAGCUUAAGUAACAACAUCCAAAACCCCAAAACCUUGUGACAAUGAGAUUGAGUUGUAUUAUGCGUUUGCAAUUUUUACACGCUUUCUUUUGUGAAAUGGAUACAAGUCCCUUUAUAAUAAUAUCAAUUUCAGUUC